Molecule: messenger RNA, 727 nt
Organism: Canariomyces notabilis
Lineage: Eukaryota; Fungi; Ascomycota; Sordariomycetes; Sordariales; Chaetomiaceae
Exons: 2
Coding region: 171-383 (70 amino acids)
Source: RefSeq, a predicted model, not a curated record
CUCUCUGUCUUGACUUGGGUCUGGCCGCCGAAUCUCUCACAAUGAUUUCAUUAUGACCCGCCUGCUAACGUUAUUUUGGACGGCUUUCUUUCUUUCAACUGCAUACCCGGGCAGCAACAUGACGUUGACUUACGACUGACCCUAGACAUUCUAACAAAUCUGUUGUACUUAUGGGGUUCCGCAAGGGUAUGACUACGCCUUAUCCGUCCCGUACUUUAUGGUGUUUUCAAUGGUGUUGCUGUGCAGUGCGGAUAAUUGCUGCGGAUAACAUGGAAACCUGCUGCAAUAUUCGUCCAGUGUCCAAAAAGCGGUCGAGGCCUGACUAUCCAAACCCCAUGGCUUCCGUUCCUGUCCCGCUCGUGGGACAAGUGGGGGUGGGUUAGAGCUUAGAAGACAUCGUGGAAAACGAAAACGACUUCCUCUCGCUAUAUGUAUAGGCCUACACGCGUAGACUGUCUACGUUUAGUUGCUUGACCAGUUGCUCGUCCCUUCAGAUCUGCCUAUAUCAUCUACAGUACUGCAUGUACAAUUAUCGUUACACACAAGACGAAGGGAUAUUCUUUCUUUUCUCUAUGAUAAAGUAACAAAUGGUUACUGUAACGGUCAUAGUGUACGGAGUAAUUACUCGUAUAUGUAUGUACCGCAGGGUUGUGAUUACGACGGUGAUGGGAACUCCCGAAACAUUGCGCCAAUUUCAUGCUUCGCCAACUCCCUGGCGUGCUCAUCA